CUGCAUCCCAUACCUGUCUCGCCCGUUCUUUGCAACUGCUUCAUCUUCGUCUUCUUGCCUGCUGCUCGCUUCCUAGCCUUGAACUCGCUUCGCUCCCAGCUCUCGCUCUCGCAACCUCGCCUGGAAAGAAUCCGCCAUGCCGUCGUCCAAGGGCAAGCCGACGGACCCGAAGCUGCGCGAGGAGGCCAAGGAGGAGGUGAAGCAGAUGGAGAAGGGCGGCGGCAAGGGCAACUGGUCGGCGUACAAGGCGGCCGAGAUGGCCAAGGUGUACGAGGCAAAGGGCGGCGGCUACGAGGACAGCGGCGACAACCCGAACGAGGCGAGCAAGGGCGCGCCCAAGCCCAAGGAGUCUGCCGUGAAGAGCGGCGAGCGCAAGGACCCCGCUGCGCCCGUCGGCAGCAAGAAGGCGCCGGCGUCGAAGGGCAAGAAGAGCGACGCGGCCGAGGAGGGCAAGGGCGAGGGCAAGGAGAAGGAGGCCGCGCCCGCUGCGGAGCCCAAGGAGAAGGAGACGAAGGAGAAGAAGGCGCCGGCCAAGGAGAAGGCGCCGGAGAAGGAGAAGAAGGAGAAGAGCUCGGCGUCGAAGGAGAAGAGCGCGGGCGCAAAGGCGGGCAAGGCAAAGACGGCCAAGCCGGUCAAGGAGGCGGCAAAGGGCGAGCGCACGCAGCCGCGCCGCGCGGCCAAGAAGGCCGAGUAGAGGAGGUGCUCCCGGACGUAGCGGUAGCGCUCGCUUUGCGCAUGCUGCGUCCGAGCAGCUGCCUCUCUUCCACCUUCCUAUCUUCGAGCACCUGCUUUCGCACCUCGCGAUCCCACGGCGCGCCGCCUUGCCUCUUUCUACGUCUCUCUUUUGCGUCACACGCCUGCCCGCGUCUGGUUCCUCUUAUUACCCCGCUACGAAUUGCACGCAUGCCU
This is a messenger RNA of Tilletiopsis washingtonensis, 909 nucleotides long. RefSeq lists its product as hypothetical. The transcript is spliced from 3 exons. Lineage: Eukaryota; Fungi; Basidiomycota; Exobasidiomycetes; Entylomatales. Bases 137 to 694 code for a protein of 185 amino acids. The record is from RefSeq and is a predicted model, not a curated record.